UUCGCGAGGAAGAAAUACUUAUGUACACCUUGUAGGAACUCGUUGCACUUGGAUGGAAAUCCGAUAAUGGUUUUCGAUCAUGAUAUUUGAGCCAAAUUGAGGAAGUGAUUAAAAAAGAGUUUCCUCAUUCUGACUUGAAGGGGAACCCACACGUCACAUCAAAGAUAACUCAAUGGAAAAAAAAAGCUACUAUUCUCUUGGGAGCAUAUUCGGUCGUAGUGGAGUGGGAUUUAAUUCGAAUGGGGAUUAUAAAAUAGAAGUGGAUAACGAUCAAUGGGACCAGAUCGUGAAGAAUGAUCCCAAUGCGCGUUUCAUGCGUUACAAGUCUUGGCCUUUAUGGAAUGAUUGGAAGCUGGUUUUCGGCAAUGAUCUUGCAAGUGGAGAUGUACCACAUGACACGAAUGAUGCUUUUGACCAUCUUUCUAGACAGACUCAUGUUAACACAAGAAUAGAUGGUAUCGAGGUCAACGGCUUCAAAGACUACUCCACCCCUGAAAUACCACCUCCCAAUGAGGUACCCAUCACUGUCGAUGAUAUCACAGAGCAAAACCCAAAUGCAGCAAAUCAGGGAAAACAAUCUGGUAAGAAGCGCAAGGCCUCCACUGAUUCUAAUGGACUAAUUGAAAUGCUCACUAAGAUGCAGGAGGAUACAAACCUCAGACUUGAUAGGCUUACUGAUAAAAUUGGCUAUGAUUUCGACGUAAGCAAAUCACGGAAAGAAGUGUUUGAGAAACUUGGGGUCGUUCCGGGACUCACAUUGCAAUAA
Salvia splendens (bonfire salvia) is the source of this 766-nucleotide messenger RNA. RefSeq lists its product as uncharacterized. The transcript has 2 exons. The coding region runs from base 173 to 766 and encodes 197 amino acids. Lineage: Eukaryota; Viridiplantae; Streptophyta; Magnoliopsida; Lamiales; Lamiaceae. The record is from RefSeq and is a predicted model, not a curated record.